CGCUCUUUAAUUUUUGUGAGGCAGCAUGCAGCACUUCCGAAACUAAGUGAUGUUCCAAGUUGAGCAAUUGUGUGUUUUUAUGCAGCAAUUUUUUGUGCAAUUUAACCUUGACAAUCAAGCAGAUGUUUUAUUCAGCAGACUGUAUCCAAUUCCUAUGUCUUCGAUAAUUUGCUAUGAAUAUUUUACCUCUCGGGAUAAAGUUCAUUAUCGCUUGUUUAUUUAUUGAGAUUGAAUCAAUCGCAAAUGAAGCCAAAUUGGACGAACCCUAUUAUGACGAUGUUUCACAAGAUAAAAAGAUAGAGUAUCAGUUUGCCCUUUCAAAUCGUAGCGAGUUUGUCAUUCGGAUACAUUUGGUCAAUUAUAAUCCAAACUUGGAUUAUCCCAUAUUAGUUGUAAUCAAACAAGUGCAUAAUGUGAUGUCAUUCCAGGUGCCAGUGGUUCUCAAUUCUAUACCAGCCUAUGGGAAUGUUAGUCGUACACUUUGUCCAAUUCAAGUUCCUCCCGGUGAAGUUCGAACACUCACAGUGGAAUUAUCUAACGCUAUGAGUCCGCCGAACAAGGUGCCGUAUAUGUUUCUAGCUGAAUUACUUCAUGAUUUUGAUCUACAACCAGGUGUAGAGAAAACUAUGCUGGUGUCACCUGCUGAACCUGUCUAUUUGAGAUAUAUGUACCCUGCGGAGAAGAAUUCAGCGGAAAUUAAAGUAGUUUCCAAAAGUGAUAUAUGCAUGGUACUGUCUAUUCAAAAACUUCAGUGUCCUGUUAGUGAUUUAUUUGAUACUGUGGGAAACACUGGAUUACAUCAAACCGUUACUACUCUUGGUGCAGUAUCUGCGGAUGCGACUCAAUUCCCCAGGGGAUUUUUUGUUGUCAUUGUCUUGAAGCCAACAGAUUAUGCUUGUUCUGGUAUGGAAAAAAUUAUUCCAGUGUCAGAUGAGGAAAGAGGUUCAUACAACUCACAAAUUCAUCUUCCUGGAUCACGAACGAAAUCUGUUCAAAUUAUGGUCAGAUCCACUCCUAGAAAAUGGCCUUAUUUAUUACCGAUACUUGGAGCUGUGGGUGUUUAUUUACUUUUCUACAUAGUCACGGUUAUUCUCAUUUUCUUAUAUCAAAGAGCAGAAAGACGAAAGCAAUUUUACAACGAGGAGAUCAUAAAUUUUGAAUGUGGUUCAACCUGUCCAACUGUUCAUUCCAUCGAUUCACCGAAUUCUGAUAUUGCUCAUCUCAAUACAACAAUAUCUUCAUCAGCUAUAGCAACUUGUUCAACAGUCUCGUCAAGUACAAUGAAUCCAAGAAUAUCAGCUACUUUGGUGAAAAGAAGACGUAGAUACGAUUAUGGAAGUACACUGAAUUCAUCAGAUAAUAAUAUUAUACAAAAUAAUCUUAAUAAUAAUAAUAAUAGUCUACAAAUUCAAUCCAUUCCCGUUGAUGAUGAAUCAGCUUCAUAUGAAAAUCAAGUAUUAUACGAUGCUCAGUCGAAAGUUUCAUUAGAAGAUUUGAAGAAGGCGGCGGCAGCAGUAGCUAAAAGUACAAAGAAUAAGAAAUCUACACGUUCAAAUGAUUCAACUGUUGCACAAAAUUCAUCUAACAGUAUUAGUAUAUUUAGACCAUCUCAUACUGGUAUCCAUCAUCAGAUAUUAAGUUUACCACAAGAUUAUCAGAGUAUUGCGUUAACUAAUUCAAUAGAAUCAAAUAUUUAUUGUCGUAAUUCUUCAGCUCAUCAAACUCCAGUCAGUGAAACACAAGGCUUUCAUGGUUGGUUUAGUUCAACUGAUGAAGAAGAGGAUGAUGUCAGUGGGAAUAAUGAAGUCGGAUUAAGAAGGCCAAAGAAACUGCCAGCAUGCAUUAAAAAUUCUAGCAGAAAAACAAUGUCAUCGAAUUUAGGAUAUUCUAAAAUGGUUGGUCAGGAGAAUCCGACAAUAUCACAGCAACCAACUGCUGUACACCCCUGUAAUAGUCAUAAUAAUAAUACUUACAACGUUAACAAUAAUAAUAAUAAUCGUGGAGGUAAAAAUGGUAAACAGCAAGGAGACUUAAAUGAAACCGCAAGUAAUAGUCUAACUGAAGAACCGAUUGAUAUGAACUCAGAACUUGUUCCCAUGUACAAAAUGAAUGUUUUGUUAUAUGUAUCUGAUCUCUCGAGAAAACGAUAUGGAACAUUAAAUAGGAAAUAUUUACUAUAUUUCUGGUAUUUAAUUAUUAUAUCGAUUUUCUAUGGGCUUCCUGCAGUCCAGUUGAUCAUGACAUAUCAGAAAGCUGUUUUUGAAACUGGCAAUGAAGAUUUGUGUUAUUACAAUUUUGAGUGUGCUCGUCCACUUGGUAUCUUCACAGCUUUCAAUAACAUCAUUUCAAAUAUUGGUUAUGUCAUGUUAGGAUUAUUAUUUCUAGGCCUUACUGCACGACGUGAUAUCCUUCACAGACGAACAAAAAAUUUGAAUCCUAAUUCUCAGGUAUUAGGUAUUCCACAACACUAUGGACUGUUCUAUGCGAUGGGUCUAGCAUUGACUAUGGAAGGACUGAUGAGUGCCUGCUAUCAUAUGUGCCCAAAUUUUUCAAAUUUUCAGUUUGAUACCGCCUAUAUGUAUAUACUUGCUAUGUUAAUUAUGCUGAAAAUUUAUCAAACAAGGCAUCCAGAUGUGAAUGCGUCAGCUCAUUCAGCCUAUAUGGUUAUGGCUGUUGUUAUUUUUCUUGGUGUUCUGGGUGUUUUGUAUGGUAAUCAAAUAUUUUGGAUUAUUUUCACUAUCUUCUUUUUGAUAAUGAGUGUUGUACUAACAGUUGAGAUUUAUUAUAUGGGCCAAUGGAAUAUUGAUCUUUGCCUACCAAGACGUAUCUAUCACCUAAUUCGUACAGAUGGAAUAAGUUGCUUCCGUCCAACAUACCUAGAGCGUAUGCUUCUUUUACUUAUUGCCAACUUAGUUAAUUUUACCUUAGCCGGUUAUGGUAUAGUUAGACGGCCAAGGGAUUUUUCUACCUUUUUACUAUCGAUUUUUAUGAUCAAUUUAUUGAUGUACACAUUCUUCUAUGUGAUUAUGAAAUUACGACAUCGUGAACGCUUUCAAAUGCUGUCUUUAGUGUAUAUCUUGUUAGCUUGUGUUUCUUGGGGCUGUGCAAUAUAUUUCUACUUAACACGAACAACUACAUGGGAGAAGUGGUUGGGAUCUUGAAAUGAAACAAUUCUGUGAAGAGUUCGACAUUCUAAAUUAGUCAGUGACUUAAUAUGGAUUUGAAUAUAUUCACGAUUGCUUGACGGAGAUGGGCUAUCCGAGUAGUUUCAUAAAGAAACAUAUGAAAACAUCAAAGAAAUUAAAACCUGAGACUCUGACUGCACGUAACUCCUGCUCGCUCUCGUGCACUUAAUCAACCCUGUGUUCUAUUGGAUUUCUACGAUGCCCAUGAUGUUUGGCACUUCUUAUCUUCCAUAUCUAUGUUCUUUUCAUUUAUGCUACUAAUGUAUCUUGAUGAUAAUCUAUCAAAGCGUCCAAGGAAUCAAAUUUUUGUUUUUUAAUUCAAAUAACACUGUGAAUUGUUAAUAAUAAUAUUGUUAAUAUUAUUAUUUUGUUCAAAUCCUCCUAUUCUAAAGUAUUAUAGUUAUUAGAUUACUUAACGAUCAAACGCUUAUACAACACUGUCAUUACUUUAUAUACUUUUGAUUGAUUUAUUGUAUGCGCUGUUGUUUUCUUUCUGGAAAAAUAAAGCAAACAUACAAACACACACAGACAGAUUUAUACACUGAUUCAUACACAUCCACACACACACACACUACAGACACAAGCAAACAGAUUAUAUUGUGUAUAACUUUUUGUGUUAUUCGUUUCUUCUAUUGUUGUCUUUUAUCAUCUUGACUUAAUUUAUCUCUUUAUUUUUCUGCGUUUGAUUUCAUGAAUCAUCCAUCUUUCUAAAGCAAACAUUUGAAUACAGAGUACUUUAUUAAAGCCAUGAUAUCUUUUUUUUUAUCUAAAACAGCUUGUGACUCACUCAUUGUUGUGGAUGUGAGUAUUUCCCUCUAAUGUGUCAUAUUUUCGAUAAAGAAAGGAAGACGAAAUUUGCAGUAUAAAAUGAUAUCAUCAUUCUAUUUCACAGGUU
This is a messenger RNA of Trichobilharzia regenti, 4080 nucleotides long. The record is from the annotation of a GenBank genome assembly. NCBI's taxonomy places the organism in Eukaryota, Metazoa, Platyhelminthes, Trematoda, Strigeidida, Schistosomatidae.